Dimorphilus gyrociliatus is the source of this 649-nucleotide messenger RNA. The record is from the annotation of a GenBank genome assembly. Lineage: Eukaryota; Metazoa; Annelida; Polychaeta; Dinophilidae.
AAUGAGUCAACCAGCGCAAUUGGUAUUUCUUUCGGAUUAUAACGUGGGAACAUCAACAUUUGUGCAAAGAAUUAUCAAUGGAAAAGUAACGGAGAAUAGCGUAGGAAGGGCUAAAGUUGUUAGGCAUACGUUUAAUACUCAUUUUCAAGCUUUAGAUAGAGUCGUUACAGUGCAAGUUUACGAUGUUGAAGGUAAUGUUUACGUUGCUUAUGGUGGAGAUUUAAAUGCUGCGCUUGUAUCUUGUCAUAGAGCUCACGCAAUAGCCGUUCUAUAUGAUGUCACUAAUCGGAGUUCGUUUGAAUAUGCUCAAUAUUGCUUGGAUAGUAUUGUUAAUCCGAGAGCUAUAUCUCUUUUAAUCGCGAAUAAAAUAGAAAGAUCUCAAAGGAAAGUUUCACAAAAAGAAGGAAAGCUAUUAGCUCGCAUUCAUCAGUCAAGAUUUAUUGAAAUAUCUGCAAAAACUGGACAAAAUGUACAAGAAGCAUUCCAAAUUCUACUGUCAACUAUACCUCCAAAAUAUUUGAAAUCUGAAAAAGUAACAACGGAGAAUGCUGUAGAAUUUACAUUAAAAUCUCCUAGAAGGGAAAAAGAUAAGAUAAAUAAAUUCUGGAAAAGUCCAAAAAAAUUUCAAGAUACUAGCUUUCCAUUUUAA